AAAAUAUAUAUUAUCGUUGAGGCGUUAAAAUAUCGUCCAAAGUUUUUAGGUUAUGUCAUAUUGUGAUGUCGAUAUUCGUUGACGUCACACUCUUGACAGGUGUUUGUAGAUAUCUGUGGCAAUUCAAAAACAAUUUAUUAUGGCUCGCUACUUUCGAGAAGAAGAUAUUGAUGAAUUCAGGGAAUGUUUUUACCUAUUUGCUCGCAAUGGUCAGAUUCGGACCUUAGACGAAUUGACUAUCAUUAUGAGGUCGUUAGGCCUCAGUCCAACGAUUGCAGAAUUGAAUAAAUAUCUUAAAGAUAAAGGUGGAAAAAUGUCAUUCGCUGAUUUUCUGGAAGCCAUGCAUUUGCAAACAAGAGCGGAAGAUCUUCCGAAAGAAGUAAUAGAAGCUUUUCAAGCUGCAGAUACUGCUCAUACUGGUACUAUACCUGCGCGACAAUUGGCUCACAUGCUCCUUCACUGGGGAGAAAAAUUAAGUAACAAAGAAGUUGAGCAAAUCUUUCGAGAGGCCAAUGUAUCCAUCAAUGGUAAUGUCAAAUAUGAAGAUUUUGUAAAAAUCGCCUGUGCACCAGUACCUGACUAUUAUUAAAUAUUAAUAUUUGAAUUAUAAAUCUUUUAUAUAUGCUAUUUGAAGAUAUUUAUUACUACAUAAUUUGUAACAAUUCUAUAUAACAUUAUACUUUUAAACGAA
Vespula vulgaris is the source of this 691-nucleotide messenger RNA. Its product is annotated as calmodulin-like protein 4. Gene Ontology annotation, molecular function: calcium ion binding. The record is from RefSeq and is a predicted model, not a curated record. Bases 140 to 589 code for a protein of 149 amino acids. The transcript is spliced from 5 exons. NCBI's taxonomy places the organism in Eukaryota, Metazoa, Arthropoda, Insecta, Hymenoptera, Vespidae. Gene Ontology annotation, cellular component: myosin II complex.